Molecule: messenger RNA, 768 nt
Organism: Musca vetustissima
Lineage: Eukaryota; Metazoa; Arthropoda; Insecta; Diptera; Muscidae
Product: farnesol dehydrogenase-like
Exons: 2
Coding region: 22-768 (248 amino acids)
Source: RefSeq, a predicted model, not a curated record
AUAAAAUAAAAACAACUAAACAUGGAACGCUGGCAAAAUAAAGUCGCAGUUGUAACGGGUGCUAGCUCAGGUAUUGGUGCUGCGAUCGUUAAGGAUUUAGUAGAGAAUGGUUUACAAGUGGUUGGCUUGGCUAGAAGAUUGGAACGUGUAGAGGCUCUGCGUAAACAAUUGUCACCAAAGAAACAAGGAAAUUUAACUGCCCUGCCAUGUGAUGUCACCAAUUUGGAGUCAGUUAAUGAGGCAUUCGAUACAAUUAUUACGAAAUUCGGUGGCAUUGAUAUUUUAGUGAACAAUGCCGGUUGUUAUAAACAAGGACAAUUGGUUAACAUGAAUAUCGCUGAAGUGCAACAAGUUCUACAAACAAAUGUUAUGGGAGUUGUUCAUUGUACCCAACGAGCUUUUAAAUCGAUGAAGGAACGUAAUUUUCCUGGUCAUGUAAUAAUCAUUAAUAGUGUUGCUGGUCAUGGUGUGGUUUCGCCGGGUGGUAUUCCUGAUAGUAAUAUCUAUUGUCCAUCGAAAUUCGCCAUUACGGCAAUAACUGAAAUCUAUCGACAGGAAUUCAAAGGCUUGGGUACCAAAAUAAAAGUUACUAGCAUUAGCCCCGGUGCUGUGGAUACGGAAAUUAUUCCCGAUAAUGUAAGACCUAUAAUUGGUGAAAAUAUCCUAAAGGCUGAAGAUAUUUCAUCUGGAGUAGUGUAUGCAAUUUCAACGCCUCCUCAUGUGCAAAUCCAUGAAAUGAUUAUAAAACCUCUUGGAGAAAUAUUUUAA